GCGCGUGACGUCAGCGCAGCAGGAAGCGCGCUCGUCCGCGGAGUUUCCUCGCAGUUCGUUUAGUUUGGAGCAGCUGUGAACAUGAGCCACCCCGCGGAGCCCCGAAAACACGACAUCAGCGCCGUCCUCAAGCGCCUGAGGGCCGUCCCCGCGAACAAGGUGUGUUUUGACUGCUCUGUGAAGAACCCCAGCUGGGCGAGCAUCACAUACGGUGUGUUUCUCUGCAUUGACUGCUCAGGGACUCACCGCUCUCUAGGAGUGCACCUGUCCUUCAUCAGGUCCACGGAGCUGGACUCGAACUGGUCCUGGUUCCAGCUGCGCUGCAUGCAGGUGGGAGGCAAUGCGAGCGCGAGCGCCUUCUUCACUCAACACGGCUGUACCGCCAGCGCCGCCAACACUAAGUACAACAGCAGAGCGGCGGGGCUGUACCGCGACAGAAUCAGGAGUCUGGCCACGGAGGCCACCCGCCGGCACGGGACCGAGUUAUGGCUGGAGGGUCAGGCUCCUCUGUCACCCACGUCACCCGUCGACAAGCACGAGGACUUCUUCACGCAGCACACCCGGACUCCCCUGAAUGAAGGACCCAGCCGACCGCAGACCACCGUUCAGGAUAAGAACAAUAAUGGUGAGGCUGAGGGGGGCCCCGGUGUGGAGCAGCUCGGUGUGUCCCCGACGUCUGCUGCAGAGCCGUCCUCUCUGAUCAAGAAGAAACCCGCCACAGGCAAGAAGUCGGCGGGCGGCAGGAAGGCGGGUCUGGGCGCUCAGAAGGUCAGCAGUCAGAGCUUCAGCGCGCAGCAGAAGAGAGCUCAGGCCGUGGACAGGCUGCAGGAGGAGAUGGGCUCUCAGAAGAGCAGCAGCGCGGAGCCCGAAGUGACGUCUCUGAGCCGAGCCUACGAGAGUCUGGAGCUGCAGCGCAGGAGAGACGAGGCCAAGCUGAGCCGUCUGGACGGCAAGAAGAAGGAGCAGGCGGAGCGCCUCGGCAUGGGCUUCGGUGGACGCAGCGGCCUGUCUCACUCGGUGAUGGAGGACAUGCAGAUGAUCCAGCAGGAGUCUCCGGCGCUGAGCUCCUCCAGCAGGAGGGUGUACGAGGAGGAGGACGACGACGAGGAGCAGCAGGAGCACCGGCGCUUCUCCUCCAGGCUCCUGGAUGAAGACGACGGGGCGUCGGAUCGGUUCUUCUCUCAGUGGACGGCAGCGGCGAAGCAGACCGACGUCUACCUGGACCCUGUCGAGAGGGCCUCGGCGAGGAGGACGGAGACGCAGCCCGUCUCGGACGACGCUCAAAGGAAGUUCGGACACGCCAAAGCCAUUUCAUCAGACAUGUUCUUCGGGAAGCAGGACAACUCCGAGUACGAGGUUCGAGCGCGGCUGGAGAAUUUCUCGGGCAGUUCAGCGAUCAGUUCAGCCGAUCUGUUCGACGAGCAGAAGAAAUCCGCAGCGGCGUCCGGCGGCUCGUACGGCUUGAGCAAGGUCCUGCCGGCCGUUCCCGACAUGACGCAGUUCAAGAGCGGCGUGCGCUCGGUCGCCGGGAAGCUGUCGGUCAUGGCCAGCGGAGUCGUGUCCACCCUGCAGGAUCGCUACAGCACCUGAAGUCCCGAAGAGUCCUUCCUUCCGUCCUCUCUGUAUAUUAUAUAUAUCCAUCCAGCAUUCGUGGGUAUGACUGGGAUCGGGUUUAAUGUCAGCUUGAGUCGUCGCUUGAUCACUUGGGGAACGAAACCUUUGUUUAUUUGAGGUGAAAGUUUGCACUCCGUGGCUCAGAUUGCACUAUAUUUCUGCUACAGAUGUGUUUGUUUACAUUCGUGAAGAAAGAGGACGCUCGCGAGAUGCUGUUCUCAUUGAAGAGCUUUAUAUGAUGUGUAAUGUAGCAUUGCGUAUGUGAAGACGCACACUACAAACGUGACAAUCGUUCACAUGAAGCCUUAUUCAUCUCAUUGCCUUAUUAUUAUCUAAGUUUGUUUAUGGUAUCUAUUAUGGUUUAUCUUGCUCUGUCCUUUAACGUAGGGGUUAUUAAACGCUGUGGGUGAUUUAUGGAAUAAAUUGGUAUAACUCAAUAAAGAUCAGAUCUGGUAAGAAA
Molecule: messenger RNA, 2074 nt
Organism: Puntigrus tetrazona (Sumatra barb)
Lineage: Eukaryota; Metazoa; Chordata; Actinopteri; Cypriniformes; Cyprinidae
Product: ADP-ribosylation factor GTPase-activating protein 3-like
Exons: 16
Coding region: 82-1590 (502 amino acids)
Biological process (GO): COPI coating of Golgi vesicle
Molecular function (GO): GTPase activator activity
Source: RefSeq, a predicted model, not a curated record